This is a messenger RNA of Propithecus coquereli (Coquerel's sifaka), 3487 nucleotides long. RefSeq names its product K(lysine) acetyltransferase 7 (gene KAT7). Bases 221 to 1906 code for a protein of 561 amino acids. The record is from RefSeq and is a predicted model, not a curated record. Gene Ontology annotation, molecular function: histone acetyltransferase activity. NCBI's taxonomy places the organism in Eukaryota, Metazoa, Chordata, Mammalia, Primates, Indriidae. Gene Ontology annotation, biological process: regulation of DNA-templated transcription. The transcript has 13 exons.
GUCAUGUGACGCGAGACCCAGCCGGAAGUGAAGGAAAAAGCGCUUCAGCCCGCGGCGCCUGCGCAGAACGCUCUAGACGCUGUAAGGCAGGAGGCACUUGGGAUCGUCCGCAGGAUUGGGACUGCUACAAGAGGCCGCCACGGAGCCCGCCGGAGCCACCGUUCCUGCUGCUGCUGCCGCCGCUGCCCGAAUCGGAACCGUCGGGCCGCAGCCGCCGGCAAUGCCGCGAAGGAAGAGGAAUGCAGGCAGUAGUUCAGAUGGAACCGAAGAUUCCGAUUUUUCUACAGAUCUUGAGCACACAGACAGUUCAGAGAGCGAUGGCACAUCCCGACGAUCUGCUCGAGUCACCCGCUCCUCAGCCAGGCUAAGCCAGAGUUCUCAAGAUUCCAGCCCUGUUCGAAAUUUGCAAUCUUUUGGCACUGAGGAGCCUGCUUACUCUACCAGAAGAGUGACCCGUAGUCAGCAGCAACCUACCCCAGUGACACCGAAAAAAUACCCUCUUCGGCAGACUCGUUCAUCUGGCUCAGAAACUGAGCAAGUGGUUGAUUUUUCAGAUAGAGAAACUAAAAAUACAGCUGAUCAUGAUGAGUCACCACCUCGAACUCCAACUGGAAAUGCACCUUCUUCUGAGUCUGACAUAGACAUCUCCAGUCCCAACGUGUCUCAUGAUGAGAGCAUUGCCAAGGACAUGUCCCUCAAGGACUCAGGCAGCGAUCUCUCUCAUCGCCCCAAGCGCCGUCGCUUCCAUGAAAGCUACAAUUUCAAUAUGAAGUGUCCUACACCAGGCUGUAACUCUCUAGGUCAGUGUGCCCAGCUUCAUGACGCCCUUUUUGUGAGAGCACAGAGCCGGGAUAAGCAGAUAGAAGAAAGGAUGCUGUCCCACAGGCAAGAUGACAACAACAGGCAUGCAACCAGGCACCAGGAACACAGACAAACCUAUGGGAACACUCGGGAACCUCUCUUGGAAAACCUGACAAGCGAGUAUGACUUGGAUCUUUUCCGAAGAGCACAAGCCCGGGCUUCCGAGGAUUUGGAGAAGUUAAGGCUGCAAGGCCAAAUCACAGAGGGGAGCAACAUGAUUAAAACAAUUGCUUUUGGUCGCUAUGAGCUUGAUACUUGGUACCAUUCUCCCUAUCCUGAAGAAUAUGCACGGCUGGGACGUCUCUACAUGUGUGAAUUCUGUCUAAAAUAUAUGAAGAGCCAAACAAUACUCCGCCGACACAUGGCCAAGUGUGUGUGGAAACACCCACCUGGUGAUGAGAUAUAUCGCAAAGGCUCCAUCUCCGUGUUUGAAGUGGAUGGCAAGAAAAAUAAGAUCUAUUGCCAAAACCUAUGCCUAUUGGCCAAGCUUUUUCUGGACCACAAGACAUUAUAUUAUGAUGUGGAACCCUUCCUGUUCUAUGUUAUGACAGAAGCGGACAACACUGGCUGUCACCUGAUUGGAUAUUUUUCCAAGGAAAAGAAUUCAUUCCUCAACUACAAUGUAUCCUGUAUCCUUACCAUGCCUCAGUACAUGAGACAGGGCUAUGGCAAGAUGCUCAUUGAUUUCAGUUAUUUGCUUUCCAAAGUGGAAGAAAAAGUUGGCUCCCCAGAACGUCCACUCUCAGAUCUGGGGCUCAUAAGCUAUCGUAGUUACUGGAAAGAAGUGCUUCUCCGUUACCUGCAUAAUUUCCAAGGCAAAGAGAUUUCUAUCAAAGAAAUCAGCCAGGAGACAGCUGUGAAUCCCGUGGACAUUGUCAGUACUCUGCAAGCCCUUCAGAUGCUCAAGUAUUGGAAGGGAAAACACCUAGUUUUAAAGAGACAGGACCUGAUUGAUGAGUGGAUAGCCAAAGAGGCCAAAAGGUCCAACUCCAAUAAAACCAUGGAUCCAAGCUGCUUAAAAUGGACCCCUCCCAAGGGCACUUAAAGUGACCUGUCAUUCCGAGCCAGCGAACCCCAGCAGUAGGAAUCCGUACCCUAGGGAUCUGUCUGUCAUUUCUGUUGCUCUUGUGAUUGGCAAGUACAGUAUCCUUUGGGAAGGCCAUCCCCCUCAGGACUGUCCUGGCUCCGACCUUCGUGUACACUGCAGACGCUGGUUCUGAGGAACUGUUGUUUCGGCCUCAGUGAGGUUGCCUGGAAGGGAUCUGCGUUAGACUUGAGUGCAGAUCUCUCAGCACUGACCCAAGGAGUUCUGUUAUGGUACUGUACCUGUCCAGUCACUGGUUCUCUCCUCACGUUCUCUCGCCCCAUGAGGUUGUGUUGUGUCUUCUAAACUUGGUACUAGUGCUUCUUGCCACCCGGUCACCAGACCUCCAGAUACAGCUGCCACCACCAGGACCUUUCCAAUUAGUCCUUACAUGUGUGUUCUGUGGAGGGGCAGGGAAGAGGUAGCACCUGUGUGUGUACUGGGGGGGGGGGUCCAUUCACUUUGGAUUUCAUCUUGCUUUAAAUUUCUUCCCUCCAUUUUUAUUGGAAGACCUGUUUUUGAUCAGUAUCAGGCUGACCAGAGCCAAGUACUUUUGAAGAGUUUCCCAGGGAUUAAUCUUGGUAACAGCACAUAAUCCACCUGAAUGGGAUGGAGAGAAGAUUUAAGAGAUGGUGGUUCUAUAUUUUGAUUUGUGUUCACCUGUGGGCAGUGUCUUUGGUGAAAGGGAAUGGAUACUUUUUGCCUCACCAGAAAGUGCCCAGUAGUAAAUGUUUUCUUCUCUCUUUACACCCUGGCCCUUUUUACAUUUGUAGGUGCCAAAAUAAUUUCCGGUUCUCCCUUUCAUGCUGUAUGUUAACUGGUUAAUUAUACUGCAGACGCCUUCCCACCUGUCCAGUCGGAUAGAGUACACCUGCACUUCAUAUAAGUUGCACUGAUUUUGUCCAAACACCCUGGGAGAAGUUGAAAAUGAUUGAAUGACUUCCGUAUCUCAGCCCAUGACUCAGCAAGGCAGAAUGCCCCCCCCUGCCAAGGUUAGCUUCUCUUCUCAGCAGUGCCUCACCCUCCCUCUAGAACUGAAGUGCUUCUGCCCCUCAACGAACUCCUCCUCCAUUUCCCUUUUGGGAUUUGCCACCAUCCUUCUAUUCUCUGGUCUCCUAUUUUUAGUGUUGUUCGAGUGAAGGAAGAGAUGUUCCCUCUAAUUUCUCUCUAGCCUGUUAUAACCUGCUAUCUUGGGGCAGCUUUUGAUGUAUGACUUGUCACCCUUCCCAACUUGGUCUCCGACAACACGCUGUCUUCAUGUGGAGCCCUCACCACAAUCCCGACUCUGGUCAUUUGUGCCUUUCUCUUGUCAUCUCUGUACACUACUUAUAUUCACUGUGGGUUGGGGGGAGCUAAUUUUAAGCAUGUUCAGUGGCAGCUCCCCCCCAGUUUCAGUGUCACUGUUGAAAUUUAUCCAAAAGCAACUUCACUGGGGGUUUUCUUAAGGGGUAAAGGCCUUUUACAGAAGCUAAACCCUCCCCCACAUGUGGUAGAAUGUGCUCUUCUAUAUCUACUUCUCAAUAAAGCAUGUUCUCUGCUCAA